Messenger RNA from Bactrocera latifrons, 693 nucleotides. RefSeq lists its product as uncharacterized. Lineage: Eukaryota; Metazoa; Arthropoda; Insecta; Diptera; Tephritidae. The transcript is spliced from 4 exons. Bases 84 to 503 code for a protein of 139 amino acids. The record is from RefSeq and is a predicted model, not a curated record.
UCAUAGCAACUGCUCACACGCUUCAUAGCCAUUGCAAUACCCACAGUUGUUAAGUGAAGUCUGGGUGUGGAAUUGUGCGCAUAAUGUGUGGAUUUUAUAAAAUUAUAUUCCUGCUGAUUUGCACUGGCGCCGUAAUGGGGAAACGGGCAGAAGCAGUGUCAAAGCUUGAUGAUGCGUUGAAGGAUAGAAUCAAAAUUUCAAAUAUCGCCGCGAUCGCUGAUGGCAAAUUGGAGAGGACCAAACGCGGCUUUUUAGAUUAUCUGCUGUAUGGACUUUAUGAGUACUUCGAUUAUGGCGAAGAAUCUGAUUCCGAAGAGGAUGAGAAAUACUUAAUUUGCCGUAAUUGUACAAUUCUYAUUAACCAGUCAAAUAAUGAGAGGAGCCCGUUAACCGGACCAUCAACCAUACCAGCAAAUAUGACGGCAGGAAUUGCACCGAACGGUAAUAAUGCGACUAAUGGAGGAGCUCCAUCUGACUUAWACAAUCCAAUGCCAUUAAAUUAAGCAGAUAAUAGCAAUAAAACAUCUGGAGAAACUCGCGGGGCUUCAGACAUGCGUUGAAGAGCUUUUGGAAAUUCACAUAUAAACAUUAAAUGAUAUCAACAUUAAUAAUAUAAGUCGAUGUUACAAAAUCAAAUAAAAAGGGAAAUCAGCACCAUUACAUAUGUAAAAUAUUCACUUUUAUAUACUUGUA